CAUACCCAAAAGCAAAAAAGUAGAAGCAAAGUAACGGGACGGUACAGUAAUACUGGAAUUAUAAUAAAGAAACGUUGAAAAUUGUAAAAAAAUGGAACAACUGAUACAGAAUCAAAUGAUCUCGGCCGCGGUGCAGCUGGAAAAGCAUCUCGACAGUGAGCUGGAUCGGCUGGAAAACCUGAACACGGACGAGCUCGACAAGCUGCGGGAACAGCGCAUCCAGCAGCUGAAGAAACAGGCCCAGCAACGGCAGGAAUGGAAAAACAACGGACACGGCGAGUACUCGGAGCUGGCCGAUGAGAAAGAAUUUUUUGCCGUUUCGAAAAAAUCGCCCAACAUUGUGUGCCACUUCUAUCGCGACUCGGCACCACGUUGCCGGAUCGUCGAUAUGCAUCUAAAAAUUUUGGCCACCAAACAUUUGGAAGCGAAAUUUUGCAAGGUAAAUGCGGAACGCUGCCCAUUCCUCACAGAGCGCCUUCGCAUUAAGGUGAUACCGAGCAUCGCACUGAUAAAGGACAGCAAAACCAAGGAUUACAUCGUGGGUUUUACCGAUCUCGGGAACUGUGAUGAUUUCAGUACCGAAAUGCUCGAAUGGCGCAUUGCCCAGUCGGGUGCGAUCGAAUACAGCGGUGAUCUCUUGACUCCACCGGAUGUGAAAAAGCAAAAGAAACCGAGCAAUCUUAAAACGAUUCGUGGCGGUUACGAUUCGGAUGAUUCAGACAUUGACUUCGACGAUUAGAUGUCGACAGAAUCCAUUUCUUCGUGACCUGUGUGUGUGUUCCGGUGAGUGGAAGUGCGUAAGAC
Molecule: messenger RNA, 804 nt
Organism: Anopheles maculipalpis
Lineage: Eukaryota; Metazoa; Arthropoda; Insecta; Diptera; Culicidae
Product: thioredoxin domain-containing protein 9
Exons: 3
Coding region: 92-739 (215 amino acids)
Biological process (GO): microtubule cytoskeleton organization
Cellular component (GO): cytoplasm
Source: RefSeq, a predicted model, not a curated record